Molecule: messenger RNA, 3080 nt
Organism: Scatophagus argus
Lineage: Eukaryota; Metazoa; Chordata; Actinopteri; Scatophagidae
Gene: rfwd3
Product: ring finger and WD repeat domain 3
Exons: 13
Coding region: 336-2498 (720 amino acids)
Biological process (GO): interstrand cross-link repair; protein ubiquitination; double-strand break repair via homologous recombination
Cellular component (GO): nucleus; site of double-strand break
Molecular function (GO): protein binding; ubiquitin protein ligase activity
Source: RefSeq, a predicted model, not a curated record
GUAAAGUCCUUCUAAACUGCCUUGGCGACUUUUGCUACCAAGUUCAUCAAAGAGAUUAUGAGGUGUGAUUCAUCUUGCCCAUAUACGAUCUUUGGCGGUGACGUCGCAGCAGGAUGGGGCGGGCAGAGUGAACUGGCGCCGGGAGAUUCGAGCCUUGACCGCGGACCUGUCUGGAUUAACGUGAACACUCCUGACUGCAUUAAAGUGAACCGUAAAGUCACCCCUGGCAGCCCCGCGUGAUGAGUUUGUUUGGAGCCAUGUUGUCACCGUGCGUGCGUUUCAGGAUCAGCAGCUGUUGUUAAGCCUUCACUUCCAUACAGUGUACUGCUGAGCAGAUGGAGGCCAUGGAGGUGGACUCUCCGAUGGAGGGACAAGGCAGCAGACAGCUGGUUGGUGCUGCUCCACCCGCUGAGGACGUCAGCGCUCCACACGUCAUUUCAGACUCCGGCAGCAGCACUGAGGUGGAUGAGGAUGAUGAAGAUGACAAUGAAGGGGGACGGGCGGCGGCUCGUGUGCCACCCAGACUUCCUGCCACUUGGGCGUUCAGUCAGAGAGCAGUCGACGGCUCAGUGGCCACGCCGUCCUCCGCCCAGGGGGCUCCCAUACGGAGGAGACUGAGGCAGGGUCUCAGGGUGCACUACCCCAGCCAGACUGCAGCGCCCUCCAGAGGCUUUCCGGAUUUCCUGCUGCGAGCGCCGGCUGCCAGCGUGGCUGAACCAGAGUCCGGCAGCACCACCGAGGUCAGCGAGUCUGAGGAGGAGGAAGAGGAGGAUGAAGAAGGCACGACUGCUGCUGCGGAGCCUGUCGACCCCCUGCCACCUGCCAGUCCCCGCCGCGAUUCCCCCAUCCAGCACAUACAACCACAGGAAGCUGGUCCAACCAACUCCAGUUCAGCUGCAGAUGGUGACGGGACAGAAGCUCACGGUGAGAUCGUCCAGCCCCUCCCCGUGGCCUCGGCUUCUGCGCCGCCAUCGCACGGUGAGGAAGGUGACGGUGACAGCUGCACCAUCUGCUUCGAGGCGUGGACGACAGCGGGCGAACACAGGCUGUCCGCUCUGCGCUGUGGGCACCUCUUCGGCUUCACGUGCAUCCAGCGCUGGCUGAAGGCUCAGGGUCCGGCCGCUAAAUGUCCUCAGUGCAACAAGAAGGCGAAGCGUUCAGACAUCGUGCUGCUGUACGCGCCGAAGCUGAGAGCGCUCGACACCUCGGAGCAGGAGAGCUUAAAGAAGUCUCUGGAGCAGGAGCAGUCUCUGAGGAGGAAGGCUGAACUGGAAUCAGCUCAGUACAAACUGAAACUGCAGGUUGUCACUAACAAAUACGGACAAGCGCAACAAGAGCUGCAGGAGCUCAGGGCUCUCAUGGCCCAGGCAGGUAGAAGCUCAGUGUCCUCCUUGUCGGCAUCAUCGUCCUCGUCGACACUGUCCUCGCUCCUGCUCGGUCCGUCUCAGAGGCUGGACGGCUCCAAGACGGCCCAGUACAGUUUCUCCAAGGCUGUGCUGGUGUCCCAGGCCGGAGGAUCCAGAGUUUUAUCAUUCUGCGAGCCUCUGAGCUGCCUGCUGGCCUCGCAGCCUUCGCCUCACUCCACACUGGUGCCUGGCUGCGGGGUGAAGAAGGUGAGUGUUGUCAACAUGAAGGCCAGUCAGUACGUCCCCAUCCACAGCAAACAGAUCCGAGGUCUGUCCUUCAACAGGCAGAACGACAGUCUGCUGCUGUCUGCUGCCCUGGACAACACCAUCAAACUGACCAGUCUGCUCACCAACACGGUGGUGCAGACUUAUAAUGCAGGCAAACCCGUGUGGAGCUGCUGCUGGUGUUUGGACAACAGCAACUACGUCUACGCAGGUCUGAGCAACGGCUCAGUGCUCCUCUACGACACCAGAGACACCAGCACCCACAUCCAGGAGCUGCAGCCACUGCGCUCCAGGUGUCCGGUGGCGUCUCUGUGCUACGUCCCGCGGGCGGCGUCCAGCUCGUUCCCCUGCGGCGGGCUGAUCGCUGGUUCUCUGGAGGGCGGCUGUUUCUGGGAGCAGGUCAACGAGACCACGUACAGACCGCACCUCCUGCCGCUGGAGACGUCCGGCUGCACAGACAUCCAGGUGGAGACGGAGAGCCGACACUGUCUGGUCACCUACAGGCCAGGACGCUCCAACCCGUCUUUGCACUGCGUCCUCAUGGCCCUGACCAGGACGCCUCAGCAGGACUCCAGUCAGCUGCCCAGCUGCUCCUGCUCUCCAGUGCAGACCUUCAGCGCCGGCUCGUCCUGCAAGCUGCUCACCAAGAACACCGUCUUCAGGAGUCCGGACGGAGGCGGGACGCUGGUCUGCGCCGGGGACGAGGCCUCCAACUCCACCAUGGUGUGGGAUGCAGGCAGCGGUUCCCUGCUGCAGAAGCUUCCGGCCGACCUCCCGGUGUUGGACAUCAGUCCGUUCACGGUGAAUGGCGAGCACUUCCUGGCGUCGCUCACAGAGAAGAUGCUGAAGCUGUACAGGUGGGAGUGAACGACAAGAACUUUGUCUUCCAGAAACCAGGAGACAAGAAUCUCUGGCCGUCCCAGAGAACAUGGAGACGAAGAUCUGUGAGGAACUGUGGAAAAUCUAGUGCUGCUGAACUUUUUUAUCUGUACAUUUGGAAAAACGGGCAGAGGAAACGGUUACAUUUUAGUUUGGUGUUUUGGCAGCAAACAUGUGGGCUGCUGCUCAGGAAGCCAAACGAAGCCUGAGCGUAAUGAAGCGGAACGUGCCGCUCACGAGUCCACAUGAGUCCUGCAGACUGAACUCGUCUCAGCUUAAGUGCUGUGAGCUGGUGGAGGUGAUGCUCUGCUGGAGGAAAACAUUCCUGCAGACUGUGUGAGUGAGAUUUAGUUCUGAUUUUAGCAGUUGUUUCAGUUUGUUUCUGUUGUCUUCUGUUUGCUCUGAUUCUGUUGAACUGAACCUGAUUGUUCUCACAUGCCAAAAGACUUUGCUGCUGUGGCCGUCAGCUUUCCUGUUUUCUCUGUGAAGGAGGUUGUAUUCAUGUAUGUUUGUUACCGACUGUUUGUGUACGACUUCAGAGUUAAUAAAACAAUGACUUAUUUUUACCGA